UCAUUCCACCCGACUUUAAACAAUUUCUACUAUUAUAUCCAUUAGGUAUAACAUAAAAAAUGCUAUUUUUGACUAUAAAAAAUGUAUCUUUCAACAGGACGCAAUGUUGCGACUUAUGCAACCCUCGCCCAACCUUCCGACUGAUCAUCCUCUCUUAGCCUACCAGUAUUGCGAAAGUGACAAAUGGUCGUCUUCGGAAACUGAACAGUUUCACAAAUCUCUGCUCAAAUAUGAUAAGGAUUUUCGCAGUAUUGCUCAAGAGAUUCGAACGAAAACGAUAAAGCAAUGUGUGCAAUUUUACUAUGUUUGGAAAAAAGUUUGUGCUGAUGAGUAUCGUCGAAUUAAACAAAUGAGGGAACGAAGAUAUAGCCACCUGAGAAAUUCGGAAUCAGAAAUGGAUGAAAAGCUUUACGCAGAUGCAAAGUUACUGGGGAUUGCUGAUAGUGGAUCUCCCAUGCCUGUGCAAGAAACGCGAAAUUUUGUCUGUGAAUUUGCAGACUGUUCUGCUAGUUUCAACUCUCGAGCAGCGCUGAACGGGCACAUACGGAUUCACGGCGGCACCGCACGUAAUUCUCCCACGCCUUCAUCGACGACAUCGGAAAGGAGAGUGGUGACGGUACUGCCGACGAACCCGAGCGUAUGUCACCCCGAUUCGACGGACGAGUACCCCUGUAAGAUAUGCGGGAAGUAAGUGUACACGAUUCGUCCUAAAAAGAGUGUUCACAAAAAUCAAAAGCCGUAGUGCUCACAUGAAAUCACAUCGACCCCCCGACGCCGAACCUGUGAAAAGAAAAGAAAAAGAUCCCCCCUCAUCCACCAGCUAUGAACUUUCCGUGCCAAGCCCGUUUAGUACUUAGUCGUAGAUCGAAUUUUUAUCAUUCUCAAAUAUUUAAAAUCAACAAAUAAAUCAAAAGCAGGUAAAGGGCAAUCAAAAAUUAAUAACAGUACGAGUCAGAUCAAAACGAAACAUCUCACAUUUUUUGAACAAAAGACAUGUUUGUUACUCAAAAGUUAGAGAGCGUAGGUAAAAAAUUAUAGGUAGAGUAGUAGUGUACAAAUUACAAACCACAUAUUACAGAGAUUUAUAUUUAAUAUUAAAUAGGGGUUGUGUUGCGUUACGUUAACGUAACGUUAGUGCCUUUCGAAUGUCGAGUGAGACACUAUUCAAAAAUGCAUCAUUGUAAUCAUCAACAUCACCAUUAGAGAUCUGGAAUAAAGAAGUUUGUGCUCAGAAAAAAGAAGGAAUAUGCCCAAAAUCUUAGUUACCUCGGAAAAAACAUAUGAGUAUCCACUUGAUAAGGUAUAGGUGAUAGAUGUUUUCUAACCUAAAAUUAACCCAAUAGUCUUUAUGAAAUGCCAAGAAUUCUGAAUGAACCUACCGUAGCCUUUUCUCGAUUAUUUGUUUCUAUCUUUAUCUGGAAAUAAUAAUGUCAAAGUGAAGAGAACGUUAAAAACGUGUCAGUUUUCUUGCCUCCCGUUUCUUACCAAAAAUCUACUCUUAGAUAACCAGGUUUUUUUGUUGGUUUGGUUACAUGUAUCUGUUCAUUACGAACCAUUAUUCUCAAAAACCUGUGUUUUAUAUCAGUAUGUAACUUCUUUCUAGAGUAUGAAUUUUUCUCAGUAAUCUGUAGCUUUCCAUCUACUGUUUUCCUAUCUUUUAUCUCUUCCGCGGUUUUACACCCUAGGUCAUUUUGUGGUAUCAAUCUUUUUCCAUUACCAUUGUUUUCAUAUUUACUUGUUUCGAAGCUUUGCUACAUAUUUCUAUGCCUAUAGGUUUCCAUUUCAAAUUUCCUCAGCCUCACUCGCAUUGGCUUACCACAAUUCUGUCGUUGCUAUCAUUUUCAUUUUCUAAUAUUCUUUUCGCUCGUAUUUAUUCUAAUUCUUCAUUACUUCUUCAGGAGUAUGGUAAACAUUAAGCUGUUGAAAGUGCAUCCCUAUUUUACUCUUAAGGUUUUCGUAUUGGAUAUUUCCAAAUGUGUUUUCACAUACUUAUAUAUAAUUUCAAUUUUGACAAUGGUCUAUUCGAAAUUGAAUCCAAUACUAAAUAGCAAAUUUCCAAUCUCGUUACUUUGAAUAAUCGACGAGGAUGAUACCUACAAUAGGUUUAUUCAAUUGAAGUUAUGUUGACUCAAUUCACUUUUGAUGGGCAACAAUUGAGAAAUUGAGGAACUGGAUUUAUGGUGUAUUCUUGAAAUAUCAUUUUCCGAACUGUUUGAGCAAUAGAUCUGAACUCAAAGUGUUAAUCAAAUAUCAAAAACGGCCAUAAAUAAUUUAUUGUAAUGAACUAUACGUAUUAUAUAACUAAAGCAAAACUAUGAACUUGUCUGAAUUUAACUUGCAAAAAAAUACACUUAGUGGAUUUGCUCAAAAAAGUGAGUAUUUUAACUUUUCUUUGUAUUAUUAACAACUUAGACAUUAGAUGAAUUGGUAAAUAUAUAAGAUAUUAUUUUAAAUAAACUGCUACUAAUACUAUUCAUAUAUUAACUUAAUCUUAAAUAGGAAAUGGUUAUAUUUGGCCCUUAGAAUAUUCUUAUAAAAAUUAGGAGAAAUUGUAUGACUAUGAAUGUAUGAUCAAACAUGUGCCAUAAAGGAAAAUUUGAGACAAGUCCACUGUUUUGUGAUUUUUUUAACUCAAAAGUACCGCACGUGCUCAAAGCACGGAGGUACUCUUAACUCUGUGUUGUGAUCUUUUUGAAAGUCUAUUACUAUGAAUCUAUCUAUAUUAAUACUUGAUAUAAUAAAAUGAAUAUUUGUACAUGUUACUAUAUGUAUGAUAUUAGAAUUAAAUUUUAGAGGUCUGCGCACAGCUGGGAGUUGAUCGAGAUUUCCAUUAAGAAAAUGACAAUCCACUUUAAUUUAUUUAUGUAUUUAUGUAUCGGUGUUUUUAUUAUGUGUCUGAAAGACAUUAAACUUAGGUUAAGUGCUUAUCUUCUAGAAAUAUCACUGUUAAAUGUUUUGAACAUGCUGUAUGUUUUCUUGAGCUCACUGAAGUGUUAGAUGUAGGUUAAGUACACUAAGAUCGCUCCAGCUCGUGGCAGACCACCAGACUGGGCCAGAUUUUUGGUAGUCUAGGUAUCAGGUGCUCAGAUCUAUCAAUUAAUUGUUGUUAUUCAAUGUACCUCUUGAGAACUGACGGUUGUUUUUUAAAUGUUAGCUGGGAUAUAUGUGCUUUCUAUAAACUGUUAAACUCGUAUUCGACAAAGCUGACAUCUUUGUAAAAAUUUUAAACUCAUAUAUUAACAUUACAUUAUGGGUAAGGCACUUUAAGAAACAGCAGAGUCGUAUAAUCAUGCAUAUAAAAACUAAGUGGUUGCUCUGUCGCUGAUGGACUCCAAAACACACAAUUUUAUUAUUAAUAUGUUUCUUUCCAUUCACAGUCGGCUAAUGAAAACACUGAGUGACAUAAAGUUCAAAAACGAUGUUUUUGUUCAAAAUAACAUAUAAGGUAAUAUAAUGUGAAUAUCAGUUACAACAGAAAGUAGAGAUAUUAUCUUGUAAGACCAUUUGACAGUCAUCUGAACAUAAUGAAUAUAACGAUAUCUAGUCAAAGAAAAUUGAGGACCCACAUAGAAUUGAAGACAUAUACCGUAUAGAAGCAAAACAAAGCAGAUCAUUUGCUGAAUUAUAAACAUACAUGAUAGAAAUUAAAAGUUGUAAAUUGCUACUAUUUCAUAACAUAUUUCCAUAUUACAUCAAUGCAAUAUCAAAAAUUACAACUUCAUAAAGCAGAAUAUUACUGGAGUUUUAUCCCAACACCAAACCGAUAUUUUUAAC
This is a messenger RNA of Leptinotarsa decemlineata (Colorado potato beetle), 3774 nucleotides long. RefSeq lists its product as uncharacterized. The record is from RefSeq and is a predicted model, not a curated record. Gene Ontology annotation, cellular component: histone deacetylase complex; transcription regulator complex. NCBI's taxonomy places the organism in Eukaryota, Metazoa, Arthropoda, Insecta, Coleoptera, Chrysomelidae. Gene Ontology annotation, biological process: regulation of transcription by RNA polymerase II; negative regulation of DNA-templated transcription. Gene Ontology annotation, molecular function: transcription corepressor activity.